CUUUUCGGUGCGUCUGUCUCGACCAGCUUAGCACGAAUGAUGACUAGCUUCACGAAGGUAGAUGUAACUGCAGGUCACGGAAUUGAUGAUGCUCAAGUUGUCGUGACUUACAUCAUGAGCGGUCGGACUGCUCAUGCUGGCGGGUAUCUGGGUGCAUCUCUUGCACAUCGCCUUCCUCGUCAGCCUGUCACCCUGCUUCUGAAGAAAACCGCCCGCACAGAUUGCUCUUGCCUUCUGUUGUGAUCUCAGCUACCCCUGCAACUAGCUUCCUGCCCGUUCACUCCAAACGUAACAUCCCAAAUCGCUCGCCGCUCGACCGAUCGAGGAACA
Messenger RNA from Dothidotthia symphoricarpi CBS 119687, 330 nucleotides. RefSeq lists its product as uncharacterized. The record is from RefSeq and is a predicted model, not a curated record. The coding region runs from base 37 to 243 and encodes 68 amino acids. NCBI's taxonomy places the organism in Eukaryota, Fungi, Ascomycota, Dothideomycetes, Pleosporales, Dothidotthiaceae. The transcript has a single exon.